Molecule: messenger RNA, 2812 nt
Organism: Drosophila ficusphila
Lineage: Eukaryota; Metazoa; Arthropoda; Insecta; Diptera; Drosophilidae
Gene: B9d1
Product: B9 domain-containing protein 1
Exons: 3
Coding region: 2036-2761 (241 amino acids)
Biological process (GO): cilium assembly
Cellular component (GO): MKS complex
Source: RefSeq, a predicted model, not a curated record
CUGCAGUAUCUUUUGAUCCGUCGAGCGGAGAGGUCGCCGAAAAUCAAAUCACAAUCGAGAUCUACUUUUCCGUUUGGUGUUUAGUGAAGCGUGUGAAUUCAAAUGCGACGGCCACCGCGACGUCGUCGCUUUCUUUUGUGUCCCAUCGGUAUUUAAUCAAAACCGAAAAGAUACCCAUGACAAAAAAAAGGCAGAAAAAAAGAAGACAAUGCGGCAUACAAAAACGAGACGAGCACACCAAAAUAUCGACAAAUCAAGCGAAAUUAUAAAAGAAAGGAAAGAACUCGACACAUCGAUGUGGAAUCAAUGCAAUAAAUUAACUUGAAUUUGCUUUUCGCUGGCCCAGCCGAUUUCGAUGAAGCAAAAAGAGAGGAAUACAAACAAAAAUAAAUGAAAAAUCGUUGAAACAAAAGGCUGUCGGCUGUUGAAAAUCCCGGUCUGCGAAUUCGAUCGCAGUGAAAUGCGAGGCGGUAUCGCUAGUCAUCUAAGAUUUGGAGGACCUACCUGUCUGUCCAGCAGCGGUCCCUGGCUGAUGAAGUCCUUUUUGGUGUAAGCACUCCAUCAGUCUUGGGAUUGCAGCACCGCCUGGUUGGACCAGCUGCUGCACCACUCUGAGCCACCGGCUGCACCACAGCUGCAGUGAGAGGCGAAACCGAGUGGUGCGAAGAUCAUCUGCGUGGUUCUGCGGAUCGAGAAGAUUGGAGAUGAGUGUAGAGUGUUGAACCCAGGACAGCUGAGCCACCACCUCGCCUUGAACCAUUGACAUUAUUUAAGGCGCAUUUUAAUUACGCCAAGAGGCAUGGAAAUGCUAACCGACUAACUGAACAACUAGCUAUUGGCUUCUGGCCAGUUUUGCAUUGCAUAAUGCAUCUUGGGGCAGGGAGCGGCACCGGAGAUCGAAGAUCGGAGGCGCGACUUCCCGUUUCGGUAGCGCCGGCAAUUGUCACAAUGAUUUACAAGCAUGCCGCGUUGGCAGCUAUAAAUUGCUAAAUGGCCAUUACAGAAUUAAUUACACGACGGCCAGGAGGCUGAGUCAGUUGCCUCGGGCCGUGUCGAUCGCAAUUGACCUUUCGCCCCGCCCCGACUGCCGGCUGAAAAUGAGUUAUUAUCUUGUAAUUGUAAUUGUCACGUAUCCGUCGAGUGCAGAUAUAGUGAUAUUCCGCACUGGAUCGAAGUAUGCAAAGCAGAACCAGACCAAAAGCCAGAACCACUCGAUGUCCGUGUAACGAGCAUGUAACUUGGAUGGCAUUAAAUUACAUUGGCGUCGACAUGACCAGACGCCCCAAGCUUGACAAACUGUGUGAAUAAAAUAAGUAUAAGUAUAAGUAAGUAAAAAUAGAAUUAGAAUAAAAUGAGUUGUUUUCCCAACUGAAUUAAAAAUAGACAAAGGAAACACUCGGUCAAUGCAAGUAAAGUACUUACAAUAUUUACCGAAAGACAUCAUUAAUUUGAUUUAUGAACACGCCGGUUCAUUAAAUCAGCAAGAAAUUUAAAUUAACCACGGAACUUUAUCUAAACUGUUAUUAAGUAUGGACAGGCCAUAUACUAUCCAUACGUAUAAUCAAUAAGUGCUAAGCUAUGCUAUUAAAUCUCUCAGGUUCCGUACAUGUAAUAAUAACCAGAAGAACUGAGCACCUUAUGUUGUUUUCCGUUUUAAACGCGUCACGUGCCAAACAACAAAAUUUGAAUUUAUUAUAUGAAAACAGCAAUAAAUUCAUAUAAAUUCCACUGACAUAAAAAUGCCAAAUAGUCGAUAAUGGUAAGGUUGUUUAGAAAUUCGAUGACAGUUUCUGUUUGGGUUAUUUAAUAUGCAAAACAUUUUGGCGUGUGCAGAAAAAGCUAUAGAGAAUUAAUAAAUGCAUAAAACAUUGAUUUUGCCAGGUAAGCAAAUGAUAUCGAUUAUAAUCCUUAUUUGGAUUUGUCAAAUGUGUGCACCUUUUCCAACACUCCGGCUUUUCAUUGUCAGUUGUCAGGUGGAAGGCACUUUGCAUUCUGGUGGAGAAACACACCCCUUCGGGAGUCGGAAACCACCACCAUGAGUGGCAGCGAGGGAAUCAGUCUCCCGGGCAACCGGGACACCAGUCCGCGGCGUGAAAAACACAAACAAAGGCCCAGGAAGGGCAGAAAGAAGUCCAGAAGUGCCAAAGAGAGUCCUCCCAGUCCGAUGGACGUGAAAGCCACUGCCAGUUGCUUCAGCUUGUGCAUCUCUGGCCAAAUUGUCUCGGCCACAUUUCCUCUGGGUCCCGACAAGGAGUUCGUCUUCCUGCGCUACGAACUGGUGGCAGGUCCUGACUGGCAGCUGGCCUCGGGUCCCCAGCACGGAAUCACCCAGCUGGCCACCAACAAGAGGGGCCCCUUUAACGAACCGAUUGUCUUCAACAUGCCCAUCGAGGUCACCUACAAGAGCACCAGUCCCUUUGGCUGGCCACAGAUGCUGGUGAGCGUUUUCGGGCGCAGUGGGUUGGGUCGGGAAACCCUCCUCGGCUACGCGCACAUCCACCUGCCGGUCUUCGGCAGCCGUCGCCCUGCGGAGCAAUCGGAGCAGCUGCAGGCCCCCAUCCUGAUGCCCAAGUGCCCCAACAUGAUGGCGGAUAUCACCAGUUGGCUGCUGCGCCGCGAACCGGAGCUGAAGGAUCCCAAGGUCCUGCUGGACAACCUGAAGUGCAAGGGCCUCUCCAUGGAGUCCUACGGCAGCCUGCAGUUCCAGUUGGGCUCCGUGAUGAGAGGAGCCCGCAAGUUGGGUUACCAUUGGCAUUUCUGAGGAGCAAACCCACAAGUGUGUCAGUAAACGUGAACUUGGCGAAGCAGGAAA